Gavialis gangeticus (Gharial) is the source of this 3617-nucleotide messenger RNA. RefSeq names its product aarF domain containing kinase 2 (gene ADCK2). NCBI's taxonomy places the organism in Eukaryota, Metazoa, Chordata, Crocodylia, Gavialidae. Gene Ontology annotation, molecular function: protein kinase activity; ATP binding. The record is from RefSeq and is a predicted model, not a curated record. The transcript is spliced from 8 exons. Gene Ontology annotation, biological process: protein phosphorylation. Gene Ontology annotation, cellular component: mitochondrion. The coding region runs from base 718 to 2649 and encodes 643 amino acids.
GUCUGUGGCGGCCGGCGCUUGCCCCGGGCAGUGAAUGAAGUCGAGUCCCGCAGGGCUCCGGGGCGACAAGCGAGCGGCGCACGGAGCGGAGGGGUAGCCCACUGCCUCUAGCAGGGCCUGGCCGGACGCCCAGAAGUUUAGGGCUGGAAGGGACCUCGUGGGAUCAUCGGGUCUAGUCCCGCUGCUCUCUCCUGCCGAGUCUUUCCUGCCAGCCCGCGGUGCCUGGUAGGGCUCCGGGCGCAGGGCCCGCUUGGGGGAGGGAGGGGUGUCGUGUGUGAGCACGCCUGGCUGAGAAGCAGGGGCGGCCCAGACGUGUGCUCCCAAAGGAGCAGCUUCACUUGAUGCACAGAUAGUGAACGAGGAGUUCUGCAGAACGCGAGGGUGGCAUCUCUGCUCAGACUAUGGACCAUGUAACACUCUGCCGUCUGCACAGACUUGACCAUGACAUUGCAGAGAUGUAUUCCUUUUCCUCAAGAGUAUUGGACUGGUUAACCUUAAACUGGACUUUAUAAUUGUUGCUCCAAGUCACCCAUAUGAAUGAGAGCAGUUUCCUGUGCUGAUAGGUACAGACCUAGCAAUGGGCUGUUUCUUACUGCCCUGUGACCAGGAUCCAUGUAAACCUUGCCUUUCAACAACCCUCCCCCGAGUUGUUCCACUUCACCUGGGUUGUACUGCUUGUCAGCACCUGUCUUAGGUGUUUGCCCUCCCUCCAGGAUCAUGACUGCCUGGUGCUGUACUGCCAGGAUUUACCUUGCCAGCUUAAGGCCCCUUAUUGUUAGGAAAAGCUUGGCUUGUCUGAGAUGGGGUAAACCUGGCAUAUUCCCAUCUGAUGACAAACUUAGCUGGUUUAAAACUCAGCUCUUAGCCAAGACCACUCUGGCAUGCUGGGGAAUCACGGAGCUGUCACUUGGUGUGAGGUGCCAGGAAGCUCCAAAUAAAUGUACCCAAAUAAAAGGGGCCGUACUCCCCAAGCCUGUCGGAGAGAAGCCUUCCAGCGGAUUCCUCUGGUAUCUUGGUUUUUCCCUUCACCUGGGGCUCCGGGCUUGUGUUCUCUUGUUGAAGUUUGGCCCCCUGAUUCUGCUUUAUCCCUGGACCUACCUGUCUUCAGGUUUCACAUCUCUCUGGCUUCAACUUCUGCUCAAAGCCACACAGUCCUCAGGCCCCACCUUUAUCAAACUGGGUCAGUGGGCCAGCACCAGGAGGGAUCUCUUCUCUGAAGAAUUCUGCACAAAGUUUUCCAAGCUUCAUGUAAAGGUGAGCCCUCAUCCCUGGGGUCACACCAAGCAGGCGCUUCAGAAAGCAUUUGGGGAAAACUGGAAGAAAGUCCUCAAGUUUAAAAGUAAGGAACCUAUUGGCUCUGGCUGUGUUGCCCAGGUAUAUAAAGCAUAUGCUGAUGCCACUGCUAUUGAUGACCCACAGUUUGAAGAACUAGUCAGGAGCACUGAAUCAGAAUCGGCUCUGGAAGCCUGGGAGGUAUCUGGAUUUCAGGGCAUCUUCAGGUGGUGCUGGAAGAAGUGUGGAGAGAUGUUCGGAGAAAGCAAUGCAGAGCAGCUGCUUCAGAAGGACAGUUCUCAUGGAGACACUAGUAGGACUGCUACCUUUAAGAAGUCAGUGACUGGAUCUCAGCUGACUACCAACACCUUACCCCCUGCUGAUAGUUCCAAGGAGAUAGAUCACUUUAUUCCUGUAGCCAUAAAAGUCCUGCAUCCUGGACUAGUCCAUCAGGUCCAGAUGGAUCUGUUCCUGAUGAAGAUGGGCAGCCAGAUCAUUGAGCUUCUGCCUGGAGUCAAGUGGCUCAGCUUGACUGAAAUAGUAGAGGAGUUUGAGAAGCUUAUGAUUUACCAGACAGACCUACGCUACGAAGCCAAAAACUUGGAGCGCUUCCAACAAAAUUUCCUGGGCAUGGAUUUUGUGAAGUUCCCAACUCCCCUUCACCCCUUUGUGACCAGAAACAUCCUGAUGGAAACAUUUGAGGAGAGUGAACCCAUCUCCCAGUAUCUGCACACAGAAGUUGACCCUGAGCUGAGGCAGAGAAUUGCGAAGAUGGGUAUGGAUGUGCUCCUAAAGAUGGUGUUUGUUGAUAAUUUUGUCCAUGCUGACUUGCAUCCUGGGAACAUACUGGUUCAGGGUGCAAAGCAUUUUGGUGCUACCCGCAGGGAUCAAACCACUAUCGUGGACAUGUGUGACACACUCAUCGUAGAAGUACAACCUUCCCUUUGUCAGCUUCGUCUGGUGCUGCUGGAUGCAGGGGUUGUGGCAGAGCUGCAGGAAGCUGAUCUGCAGAACUUCAGGGCAGUCUUCACCGCUGUGGUGCAGGGACAGGGGGAGAGAGUGGGAGAGCUGAUCCUUCACCAUGCUCGGGCUAACCAGUGUAAGGACAUAGAGAGAUUCAAAGCUGAAAUGGCAGAGCUGGUGACCAAGGCCAGGAUGAACACCGUAGCCCUGGGAAAGCUUCAAGUGACAAAUCUGCUUUCCAACGUCUUUAAGUUACUGAUGAUCCACAAGGUGAAGCUUGAGAGCAACUUUGCUUCGGUUGUCUUUGCCAUCAUGGUUUUGGAAGGGCUUGGUCGCUCGCUGGACCCCAAACUGGAUAUCUUGGAGGAGGCUAAGCCACUUCUCAUCAAAACAGCAGCAGCUCUCUUAAAAUAGCAGUGACCACUGGAGUUGGUGUUCCACUGUUGGGCUUUUUGGCAAGGAAGUGCCUAUUCUUUUUGUCAGCAGAGGGGAAAGGAACCUGAAGUUGGAGUUGCUGCAUGGCUGGUCAAGACUGAGAGCAAGUUUUAAGGGAACAUAACCCAUUGCUUCUCACCAGAGAUUUGAGAGGUGAGUGGCUAUGUCGUAGUGUCAAAGACACUGUCAGGUAGUCUAGAUCCCCAAGGCUGAGGCAAAUCAUCUGCAUUCUGAAAAUAAUUUGAAGUGUUUAGAGACUUCCGCUGUGUUUGUGAACUGAAAAACAAACCAGAAGGACCCCACUCUAGUGGAACAAAACAACGUGUGAACUUCUGUUGAUUCUGCAGAUGUCUGCAGCUGCCCCAAAGCUAUGGCAAGAUCAGGCUACAGAGGCAGGUCAGUUUUUGUUUCAUGGAAAUGCCAGGGAACAGGAUCAGACGUUGUUAGAAAGGGACAGAAACUUUCUUUUUAGGCUUUGAAAAAAUAGAAAUCACAUAAAUAUUUCUGAGCAUAGCAGAUAUGCUUCUCAUUCUUCUUGGAACCCGAUGAUCACCCUCUGUUCUGUUGCUGGCAGCAGAAUGCAUCCCAGUUACUGCAGGUAUGCUUAUACAUAGUGUAUAAGCUCAGCCUUGUUUCCACAAGCACCAGCAGGAUUCAGAUUACAGCCAGCAAGGAAAAGAAACAGUUGCUGAAUUCUGAUGAGUAGGGUCCUGUGCUUGCUGCUGACUUAAUGGGUACAGGAUCAAACUCUACUGGUUAGUGCGAAUAGCAUUGGGCCAGGACAGCAGAGAAGACCGAGACUGCCACUACAAUAAGCUAAAUAGUAAUGGGGAUUUGGUUUGAUCUUCCUAUUUUGAUAGUAUUUGUUUUUAAAAAUGAGUUUCCUAACAUUACUUGAAUAUUAUUCAGUCCUUUCUAUAGAAUAAAUGCUGGGAGUGGGCUUUUUU